Didymella exigua CBS 183.55 is the source of this 969-nucleotide messenger RNA. RefSeq lists its product as uncharacterized. The coding region runs from base 1 to 969 and encodes 322 amino acids. The record is from RefSeq and is a predicted model, not a curated record. The transcript has a single exon. Lineage: Eukaryota; Fungi; Ascomycota; Dothideomycetes; Pleosporales; Didymellaceae.
AUGACGCGUGUGAACAUCUCCUCGCAACCCGUCCGCGAAACUCUCUGCUCAUCGCUGCCGCCGGAGAUAUGGAUCAAUAUCUUCCGCUUCUCCCACGACCUCGCGCACCUCUGGCACACGUGCCGCCGCAUCUCGCCUACCCUGAAAGCAUGCGCCGAACGCGCAGUUGGCGAAUAUUUCCUCGGGCAUGUUCGGAUUGAGUUCAUGUUGGACAGGCACAAUCUAGGCGGCAAGAGAGGGCCGCACGAGCCCGCUAUCACGCUUGAGUUCGAGCGCUUGGGCAAGGGGGAUGAUGCGUGUGUUGCCUACUUUUCCGGUCAUUUUCGUGGCCACAGGAUUGUGGAUGCUGGGAUGCGGGAUAAGACCAAGGCUGUUAUUAUGCAGCGGUGGCACGAGAAUGUCAAAAGACGCAAGCCUGAGCUGCCCAAUUACACAAUCAGCAUCGGCGAUGCCGUCAACGAUACGCAUAUUCCAGGGCUUGUCAUUGACAAUGACGACUAUAAGAUGCAGCUCAGUUGGAAGAACAUGCUAGAGCUGUUCUUCCGCGAGCAGGCAAGGCAAGAGCAGCUGAAGGUGAUUUGGGAGGAUCAGCACCCCUCCCGCCAUCAAGCCGCGUCGACGCGCAAGUCACAAGGAGCCAAGUCGUCGUCGACAAAACCCACGUCAUCAUGGCAACAUGUCGAGUCCGAUACGCGGAGAACUAUCAGGCGUGCGCGACUGAGAGGGCACUACCACAACAACGCCGAGAUGCUGUGGGCCAUUGACUCGCUCAAGUACUUCGAAAACGCCGACUCGACAAAGUGGAGCUCAAUGUCUCCUCAAAUGCUGCCGCAUCUACCCGGCGCCGGCCUCGGUGAGCGAUGGUUCGGCAGCACAAAUGUCGUGCAAGAGCUGUAUCUCGAUGAGUGCAGCAGUAUGAACAGAAUCGACACGCAGAUGAAAAUCUUGAGUAAGGAACAGGGUGGUUGA